CAAACUGAUGGUGGAAGGCGACCACGAGUACGUCACGGGACAAUUGAGCGGUUGGUAUUUCAAGCCAGCAUGGAUUUGAAAUCGGUUGGAAGUCCAACUGAAAAUUAAAGAAAAUAAAUCAACCAUUGGAACAUUUGAAUUAAUUCCACGUGACUAUUGCUUAAUGGACGAUCGCUAAUAAGUUACAAUUAGUUAUAAACGAUCAAAUUGUAAAGAUGAUUGUUAAAUAGUAGAAGGCUAUCUGCCAACUUUUAUUAAUUAUCGUUGAUUCUCAACAGAUUAAACAAAUAAAGUAUAGUGGAAGAAAUGCUAUAGCCAUCAUGUUUCCUGCAAAUCACAAGACAGUUUUUGUGCUGGACCAUACCCCUUAUUUUGGGAUUUCAACAGAGAGCCCUUUAGAUUUGGAUUGUCUAAAAGCAAGAGGUCAACAAAAUCUUAUUCCUCUACCUCCGAUAUGCAAAUCUCUCUGGACUGCAAGCAUAGAAACAUCAAUGGAGUAUUGUAGAAUCGUCUGGGAUUUAUUUCCCACUGGCAAGCUGGUACGAUUUGUAGUCAGUGAUCACUCGGCUCACAUCCUGAAUACUUGGAGUCCUACUCAACAGAAUUUAACUCAUAUUAUGAAUGGUAUGGCAAUCAUAGGGGUGCCUCCAAGAACUCACCAACCUGGAACUGAAUUUACAGUAAUUCAUGGGUUAAGAGUGGCAAUUGAAGCUCUGUCGGAAUGCUCAGAGAAUCAACAAGAGAAAAGAGCAAUAGGUCCAGAGUCUGUUAACAAAUUGAUUAAUAGAGGCAGAGUUAUUUGCAUCACCAGUGCUAGAGAUAACAUGAAUAUGAAAAGUUUAGAAAAUAUAUUUUUAAGCCAACUAACCAAGCAAAAUAAAAUUGCAACAGGAUCUGAUAAUUUUGUCCCAAUAGAUCACUGUCAUCUUGUAAUAUUAAAUGUUUUUCCGGAUACGGUUGAAUCCCAAGUGACAAGUCAAAGUUUAAGAGAUGUUUCUCCUCUUUUGUCUAUGGAAGUACAUUCUUUAAAAGCACCAGCAUUACACUCUAAACUUUCUCACUUAAUACUUUCACAUUAUGAUCUGGCAAGUACUACUGUCACGGGCAUCCCUAUGAAGGAAGAACAAAAUGCAAGUUCAUCUGCAAAUUAUGAUGUAGAAAUUUUUCAUUCAUCUGCAGCUCAUUUAGCAAUUUUGAAAGGUAACCCAUCAGAUAUGGCACUGGUGAAAACUUUCCGACGGUUUGACGAAGGCACAGAAUACGAGACGGUAACUCUUAAAUGGUGCACACCUCGCGGCUGCAGUGCUAGUGAGAUGCAGAAUUGCACAGCCAUGCACCGUAUCACACCUGUUGACGUAAAUAGUCGGCCUUCGUCGUGUCUUAUAAACUUCCUGUUGAAUGGACGAUCAGUGAUGUUGGAGAUGGCUAGGAAAAGUGGCGGCAAAGCGAUUUCGCAUUUAUUAGCUUCUCAUGGAGGAGAAAUUUUUAUUCAUACACUCUCAACAUCUAGAAGUGUUCUCGAAGAUCCGCCGUCGAUAAGUGAGGGUUGUGGAGGACGUGUCACAGAUUACCGAAUCACUGAUUUUGGGGCGCUAAUGCGAGCCAAUGUGCUAUUGCCAAUAAAACGCGACCCAGGAGAGUUAGCAGAUGGACCUGCAGAAAAAAUGAGAUCACGUCUGGAAAGAUUUACGAAAUAUUGGCCCAUCACAAUCUCAAACACUCUUAUAUUCAACGCUAAACAAGUAUUGGAACCACUCCCGGACUUGAUGAUCAAAGAAUCGUUGACUAAAGACGAAGUAGUGCAAUGUAAACAGGUGCUCUUCAAUGUAUUACAAAUGGAAACGAAACACGAAUCUUUACCUGUGCCAAGUCUGAGUGGUGGUAGAGGUGGUAAAAGUGGAGUUAGAAGAGAAGAACAGUACAGAUUGCUCUGGGGUGAACUCGAAACUUUUCUCAAGUUCCACUCUAACCACUCUACGGGACAUGCCGAAGUGCUUACUUGUUUGCUGGAGAUUAGAAAUAAAGAAGACAAAGAUAAUAAUAAAGUCGAGCUUGAUCAAGCACUUAGGGAACUUGAUGGUUUAGGCAAAGAUGAAGGUACAACACGGGCAACGGUUAUACGAGCCACAACUGACUCGCCCAUGUCUCCGCCGCCUUGUGGUUCUAGCAUGAGUUUAGCCAAGCAAAUCGCCCAAAAAGCCACCACCACUACUCUGUACGCACCCAAGAGUCUAUUAGAUAUCUGGGUCCAACGAAGUACUCCCAGGGAUCGACGGCCCGAUUUCCACGGCCGUAUAAACAGCGACGGGCCAAGAGCAAAGCUCUAUCCCAAUCUGAAGGAAAACGCUCAGCCAGGUCGUGGUGAACCCGUCAUUGAAGCUUAACACCUACAGCUUAUUUGUAUCUUGAACCUAUCGUAUAUCAAGGUAACGAAUGUACAUACCACUUUUGCUAAUAAUAGAUAUUUAC
Molecule: messenger RNA, 2469 nt
Organism: Phymastichus coffea
Lineage: Eukaryota; Metazoa; Arthropoda; Insecta; Hymenoptera; Eulophidae
Gene: asun
Product: integrator complex subunit 13
Exons: 12
Coding region: 321-2384 (687 amino acids)
Biological process (GO): regulation of mitotic cell cycle; centrosome localization
Cellular component (GO): integrator complex
Source: RefSeq, a predicted model, not a curated record